UGCUGCCGCGCGGUAGUCAGGGAGCAGUUUCGGGGUCCUGGUUACAACUGAGGUGGGCGAAGGGCCCGGCGGGCCGUGAGGGGCCGGGAGGAGCGUCCAGGCCCUGCCCGGCGCGGGGGAAGCGGGCACGAGGGCCCGUCUGUUGGGGGAAGUGACCGCUCCCCGAGGAAGGGGCCAGUCCCCGACUCCGCGUCUUCCGCUCACUGCCUUAACUUUGGGGUGUGGCAGGGCUUCUCCGACGGGACUGUUCCUCCGGGCAGGUCUGCAUGUGCAGGAGGUUGGGAGCCACGCUGGUGCUGCUGGUCCUCCUCGUUGACUCUUGGGCCGAUCCAAACACAUGCCGCUAAUCCGGAUUAUCCGCGGUGACCUGGGGCCUCUGAGGCCAGUCUAAGUUGCAGGCCUACCCCAAACUUGCUCCGCUUUCCGCUGCCAGCCAAGACCACCCGGGGGAGGGAGGUGAGGGCUUCCACGCUGCCCCUGAGGGUUGUGAGACUAUCAGAGACAAGAACGAAUUGUUGGUGGAUCACUGCGGGGUGAGUGUGGAGGGAAUCCUGGAAUUUCACGAUGUCUGGGAAACGGAAGCGUGUUGUGCUCACUAUUAAAGAUAAGCUGGAUAUCAUAAAGAAACUCGAAGACGGGGGUUCUUCCAAACAACUGGCAGUGAUUUACGGGAUUGGUGAAACAACAGUGCGAGAUAUAAGAAAAAAUAAGGAAAAGAUUAUAACUUACGCUAGCAGUUCUGAUUCCACGAGUCUUCUGGCCAAGAGGAAAUCCAUGAAACCCUCUAUGUAUGAGGAGCUGGACAAAGCCAUGCUGGAGUGGUUCAACCAGCAGAGAGCUAAAGGGAAUCCCGUAUCUGGACCAAUUUGUGCAAAAAGGGCAGAGUUUUUCUUUUAUGCUUUGGGUAUGGAUGGUGAUUUUAACCCCUCUGCCGGUUGGUUAACUCGAUUUAAGCAGCGGCACAGCAUUAGAGAGAUUAACAUCAGAAACGAAAGAUUAAAUGGGGAUGAGACUGCUGUGGAAGAUUUUUGUAACAACUUCCGAGACUUCAUUGAGCGUGAGAAUUUGCAGCCUGAACAAAUUUACAAUGCAGAUGAAACUGGACUGUUUUGGAAGUGCCUGCCAUCGCGAACUUCUGUCAUCAAAGGUAAAUGCACCCUGCCUGGACACAAGUCAGCUGAAGAAAGGGUCACCAUCAUGUGCUGUGCCAAUGCAACAGGUUUACACAAGCUGAAACUCUGUGUUGUGGGGAAAGCAAAGAAGCCUCGCUCCUUCAAGUCCACCGAUACCUUAAAUCUACCGGUUUCUUACUUCAGCCAAAAGGGCGCCUGGAUGGAUCUUUCCAUUUUCCGACAGUGGUUUGAUAAGAUAUUUGUUCCACAAGUUCGAGAGCACUUAAGAUCCAAAGGAUUGCAGGAGAAGGCCGUGCUCUUGUUGGAUAAUUCGCCGACACACCCAAAUGAGAACGUUUUGAGAUCAGAUGAUGGCCAAAUAUUUGCUAAAUACUUACCACCUAAUGUGGCUUCAUUGGUUCAGCCCCUAGAUCAGGGGGCCAUCGCAACAAUGAAGAGGAACUAUCGGGCAGGCCUUCUACAGAGCAACUUGGAAGAAGGUAAUGACCUGAAGUCGUUCUGGAAGAAAUUAACUCUGCUGGAUGCACUUUAUGGAAUAGCAACGGCAUGGAACUUAGUAAAACCAGUGACAAUUAGCAGAGCGUGGAAACAAAUCCUGCCUGUCACUGAGGAGAAAGAAGGCUUGGACUUUGAUGAGGAAGGUAUUUCUAUAGCCACUGUGGCCACCAUUUUGCAACACACCAAAGGACUGGAAAAUAUGACUACUGAGAACGUUGAAAAAUGGUUUGAGGUAGACAGUACUGAACCAGGCUACGAAGUGUUAACUGACAGUGAAAUCAUCAGAAGAGCUCAAGGCCAGAUGGAAGAAUCUAGUGACAAUGAGGAGGAGGAAAUAGAACUGAUCCCAGAGAAGCAUGUUAAUCAUGCAGCCGCUCUCCAAUGGACUGAAAAUUUACUGGAUUACCUAGAACAGCAAGGAGACAUGAUUCUGCCUGAUAAACUGGUAAUACGCAAACUGAGAGCCACCAUCAGAAAUAAACAAAAGAUGGCAAACUCAAGUCAGUAAUGGUAUUUUCAGCUUUAGCACUGUAUUUGUAAUUGUGCUUGUGACUGUAAAAUGUGACUUAAUUUGUAUUCUGAAUUCUUAGACACAGUCUUGUGAAACUGUGUCUCAGUUUCACAGCAAUGUGUCUACAGUGGCUGAAGGGUUGUGUGUUAUCAUCUGUGUCUCAUCCCUUUGUGUAGAUGAUCAGAAACUGAUUCUAUGUAGAUGUGACUUACAUGUGUCUUCACUUUUGUAAAUCACCGGUUACCCACCCUUCUGUAAAAAUGGCAUUCCCUCAACUUUGUCAUGGAAGUUAGAGGUAGCAGUGAACAGAGUACUUUCCCAGAAUCUUUUCCUAGAUUCAUUAAGCUACCCUGGCAAGUUUUGCUUUGUGCUAACCAUCUUAAAUGGUUGUCUCUUACGUGCAUUUGAUGUAGGCUGACAGAAUUAGAACUAAUAGAUUUAAGGAUGAUAUUUAAAUAAGGCCUAAUAACGAUGGCAAAACUAAUCUAUGAAUUAUGAAAAUAACUUAAGUAUCAUACUUCUUUUGUCAU
Ochotona princeps (American pika) is the source of this 2672-nucleotide messenger RNA. It is a transcript of the gene JRKL, whose product is annotated as JRK like. Gene Ontology annotation, cellular component: nucleus. Gene Ontology annotation, molecular function: DNA binding. The coding region runs from base 565 to 2139 and encodes 524 amino acids. The transcript has a single exon. The record is from RefSeq and is a predicted model, not a curated record. Lineage: Eukaryota; Metazoa; Chordata; Mammalia; Lagomorpha; Ochotonidae.